CACCACCGCCCGCCUGCCUAGUCCCCGAAAAUGGAAGAUAACUUCGACUUCAGUUCACCGCCCGCGGAACGUCAGCGAACGAUUCAUGCCCAUACGCUGACCGACGAGCAGGUCAAGGACCUAACCGAGGCCUACAAUCUUUUCGAUCAGGAAAAUACGGGCAUGAUUAGCGUCAGGCAGCUGUGGCAGUGCAUGAAAGCCGUCGCUCAUGUGCCCACAGAUUUGGAGCAGACCGAAAUACUCACAGACUUCGAUCCCGACAAUACAGGGGAGUUGACUUUAAGUGACUUUCUGGCUAUAAUGUCGCGACGAUACAGAGAUAUGACGCCCGAAGACGAGGUGAUACUCGCCUUCAAAGUGUUCGACAAGGAGGGCAAUGGAUACAUAUCUGAGUCCGAGUUCCGACACAUUAUGACCAAUCUGGGCGAUAAGAUGUCCGAAGAUGACGUCGAGGAAAUCAUUCGCGACGCGGAUUCAGACACCGAGGGCAACAUUAACUAUGUGGCUUUUGUCGCAAUGAUGUCGGAGCGGUAGGGGGAUGGUUCGGGCAGGCAAAGUAGCUGG
This is a messenger RNA of Scaptodrosophila lebanonensis, 564 nucleotides long. Its product is annotated as calmodulin. The record is from RefSeq and is a predicted model, not a curated record. The transcript has a single exon. NCBI's taxonomy places the organism in Eukaryota, Metazoa, Arthropoda, Insecta, Diptera, Drosophilidae. Gene Ontology annotation, cellular component: myosin II complex. Gene Ontology annotation, molecular function: calcium ion binding. Bases 31 to 534 code for a protein of 167 amino acids.